AUGACAAUAAAAUCUAUAGUUAUUUAUGCUGAUGAAGGAACUAUUAAUGUUUGUGUUUAUUAUUCAAUGAAAAUGCUUCAUUCUCAAUACCAAGAAGCUAGAAUAAGAAAAAUAUAUGCUAAUGAAUUAAUUGAAGGUAAAUGGAUUUCUGAAACUGAUUUAUUUGUUAUGCCAGGUGGUGCUGAUCGUCCAUUUCACAAAAAACUUAAUGGGAUAGGAGUCAAAAUAUUGAAAGAAUUUAUUAAUAAUGGUGGAAAGUAUCUUGGAAUUUGUGCAGGGGCAUAUUUUGCAUCAUCAUUUAUUGAAUUUAAUAAAGAUAUUCCAAAUGAAUUAAGUCUAUGUGAAGAAAGAACAUUAAAACUUUUCAAUGGUAUUGCACAUGGACCAAUAUACCAAGGAUUUGAAGAAUACUCUGAACAAGGAGCUGUCAUAAUUCCUAUUUAUUAUCAAAAUAAUCAAAAAGUAGAACUUUAUUAUAAUGGAGGAUGUUCAUUUGUUGACAAUUUAAAUCAAUACAAAGAGAAUCAUUUUCUUGCAAAAUAUCAAAAUGGAAUGAAUGCUUUGUUCUUUGACACUAUUGGUAAAGGAAAAGUUAUUCUUUCUGGUCCUCAUUUUGAGUUGGACAUAGAAUGGUGUGGUAAAAUGCUUAAAGAACAUCAGAAAAGUGAAUUUGAAAUGAGAAGAAAACUCUUUUUGAAACAUGUUUUUUCAUAUUUUUAA
Entamoeba dispar SAW760 is the source of this 720-nucleotide messenger RNA. RefSeq lists its product as uncharacterized. Gene Ontology annotation, molecular function: glutaminase activity. The transcript has a single exon. Gene Ontology annotation, biological process: pyridoxine metabolic process; pyridoxal 5'-phosphate biosynthetic process. The coding region runs from base 1 to 720 and encodes 239 amino acids. Lineage: Eukaryota; Evosea; Mastigamoebida; Endamoebidae. The record is from RefSeq and is a predicted model, not a curated record. Gene Ontology annotation, cellular component: cytosol; glutaminase complex.